Molecule: messenger RNA, 2549 nt
Organism: Xenia sp. Carnegie-2017
Lineage: Eukaryota; Metazoa; Cnidaria; Anthozoa; Malacalcyonacea; Xeniidae
Product: alpha-1,3-mannosyl-glycoprotein 4-beta-N-acetylglucosaminyltransferase C-like
Exons: 4
Coding region: 897-2312 (471 amino acids)
Biological process (GO): protein N-linked glycosylation
Molecular function (GO): acetylglucosaminyltransferase activity
Source: RefSeq, a predicted model, not a curated record
UGCGUGAAAGGUACGAGUGAUUGUAGUCUGGUCAGCUGCCUUCACUAUAAUUUAAGUAACCAGGAUGUUCCACUUUGUGGAACCCUCAUACGUGUCGAAAUCGACGGAUUCCAUUAUGUGACAUUGAAGAAACAAACCAAAAAUCAGUAGCAUCAAUAAAAACCAUUGAGAUUUUCACAAGAACAAUAGAGAUAAAUCAAAAAGCAAAUAAUCAUUUAUUGUCAGUGUAGUUACUUGCAUUAAUAGUUUCCAGUCAUGGGAUCUAUUUUCAUACAUGACAUCGAAGCAAGGACGUGUGUAGUACGUUUCAAAAGGGUUUUCCUUGCUCAAAUUUCUUUUUGCAGCUGCUAUCAACAUUUUGGAUGUGAUACUGAUUGUAAAAUAUCUGUAUAUCGUGGCUUUCAAAUGUUCAGAUAUGGUCCAUUGAAAACAACAUGCAACUGGAAUCUAUUACUUACGAUUUACUGGAACGAUUUACUUACUACAGGAGCUCUGUCAAAAUUAUAUAUCUUUGAGAUGUAAAUCCAACUGCAGUUUACCGAAAUAAACAGAUUUAGAAACUCCUUUAUUAUGCAUCUCAAGCAAAAGUUUAGCUUUUAAUAAUUUAAUAUGAUAAUUGAAAUUUCUGUUGGAAUACAUAUUUUACUUCAUUUCGUUUCAUGUAAGAGGUUACAUAAUUUUAGCACGAUGUUCAUGGUUAUAUAUUUUAUGUAAUUCAACGUUUAGCUGCAAGAUAAAAUUCUUUAAUAAACCAAAAAAACCCAAAUAAUUAGAAAAACAUUAGCGGGUUAUAUUAAACACAUUAGCGGGUUAAUUGUUACAGCUAUUAACCGUGACCACAUGACAGACUUGGUCAAAUGUGGUAGGGAAGACAAACUGAUACAGAAGAACGAAAUAUGAGAGUGCUUGGCCGUCGUAAACUGCCCACUUUCUUAAAGAUCAUUUUAAUCGUUGCGUGUAUAAUAGCAAUAGCCUUCAUUUCAUCUCAAAAGCCUACGAAACUUGGGGAUGUCUUGAAAUGCGUGGACGAACCAAUAUCCGUCGAGAUAUCAAAACAAGUUCAUAACUUUAACUUGGCUUCAGCAUGUUUAUCAAGGAAUAUCUUGGAUAGUAAUGAAGUUAAACUUCAUAGCAACCGAUCAUCUGAUAAAAAGUAUACUCUAACCAUUGGCAUCUCAACAAUUACUCGUGAAAAUGGAAACAUAUACCUCAUGAACACUCUAAAUAGUCUUACUGUGGACCAAACUGUUGGAACUAUAACACCCAACUUUCUUAUUGUAUUACAACUUGGUGAUUCAAGUAAACAAAAACGAAUUCAACUUGCUAAUAAAAUACAGCAGAAAUACAUGUCUCUUGUUAAUGAGGGCACCUUGGACAUUAUACAAGUAUUUCCACCCUACUAUCCUUCGUUUGAAAAACUGAAAAGGAGAUUCAACGACAAUGAAAAAAGAGUAAAAUGGCGUUCAAAACAAGUAAUUGAUUUCUCCUUCCUUUUUUGUUAUUGUUAUGGUUUGAGUAAGUAUCAUUUACAACUGGAAGAUGAUAUUAAAGCUUCACCAUAUUAUUACCCAAAACUUAUGGACUUUAUUGACAGUUAUGAAAACAAAGAAACAUGGUUCACACUUGAUGCCUCAAUGCUUGGCUACAUUGGUAAAGUCUAUCACAAUUAUGACCUCAAUGAAAUUGCAACAUUUUAUUAUAUAUUUUACGAUGAGAUGCCUGUGGAUUGGAUGGAGUAUAUUUGGCGAAACAUAAAGGGACAAGCAGGCCGUUGGAGAUUUCGUGUCGCUUCAUUAUUUGAGCAUUAUGGAGACAUAUCAUCCCUUAGAAGCAAGACUCAAAAAACAAAUGAAGCCUACUUUGACAAAUACUCACAAAAAUAUCUGGGACAUAACCCCCCUGCUGUGAUAAAAACUAAUCUAAUACCAAAAAUGCGAACAAACAUAGACUUUGCAUACAAUCAAGGUGCAAGUUAUUUCUGGGGCACAUGUAAUAACAAGACAUCUUGCCACAUUGUGAUCAUGUUUCAAAAAGCAAUGUCACUACGAAGUGUUAUUGUUGAGACAGGAGGGAACAUAGCAAUUAAUGAUACAAUAAACAGUGGCUGGUUAAAACUAGGCACAACGCCAGAUAAAAACAAUUGUCUACAUUACCACACACCUUUAGGAUCAUUUGUCAGAGGUACACUAGCCAUUGAAUUUAAAACAUUCAAGAAAGUCCGUUGUAUAAAGAUACAAAUUCAAUUCCAAAAAGAAUGGGUGUUAAUUCGUGAAAUCAAUGUAUGGCCUUGGCAGCAACAGCUGCAAUCUUAAGAUAUAAAUCUCAAAAUCUCAAAUUAAUGACAUUAUGACUGUUUCUGGCAAAGCUUUUAUCAGGAUAGUUAAGAUUGUAUGCUACAUCAGCUACAUUCUUAGCAACAAUAUAUGUGUUUAUAAAACACGGGCGCUGAUUUGUUGAAUUCUCAAAAAUCUAUUUCGUCUAUGCGCGGGAAAUUUAAAUGGCGAAAUAUAAACAGUAUGCAAUUAAAAUUAAUAAGUUUAUCUUUUCAA